Molecule: messenger RNA, 1026 nt
Organism: Histoplasma capsulatum G186AR
Lineage: Eukaryota; Fungi; Ascomycota; Eurotiomycetes; Onygenales; Ajellomycetaceae
Exons: 5
Coding region: 1-1026 (341 amino acids)
Source: RefSeq, a predicted model, not a curated record
AUGACUUCACAAUAUAAUGACCGAGUUGUAUGGCUAUGUUUAGGUGCCACUCUGUUCUUUGCUGUGCGCGGAGUCGCCGCCGAACUCCAUCGUAUCCGGGAGCUCACUACGAUCAGAAAUGGGGAGAAAGAUGACCAGGUAAUUGGUGAAGGAACAGAGGAUGAAACUCUACAAAAGCUGUCAGAAAGCACAAGCUUUGAUCUUCGAGCAGCGGCAUUGAGGAUUAUCUCCGAAAGAUCAACUAAAGGAUCUACACGAGAUCUACUACUAGAAGAUCUGUCAAGCAAGGAUCCCACGCUCCGGAACAAGGCUUUGAAUGCCCUUUAUUUCCUGGUCUCUAAUCGAGCUUGCAAAACGCGACCGCAAGGCGAAAAGAAAGCUCUAAAUACCCUUGACAUAAUUCUCAGAGAGAACGUACCUGCAGCGCUAGAGGCUGGCGUUAUAAGUCGAUGGCUUUCGAAGUACCCGUUUCCAUGCACUACGGAAGACGAACCUAAACGGAUAGAUGUGGUUGUCCUAACGAAGACAUGGUACACUGACGACUCCGUCAUGAGCUCCAUCAUCAGCACCCUUUCUUCCCAUCAGGAGGGAGUCAGCCAAUUACGGAAAUACGGGCUCAUGGGUAGUAGAAUGGCGGAGCACACUCACAGCGUAUAUGACGACGAGAUUGGCGACGAAUAUGAUCAUGAUGACGGCAGCGAAAAUGAUAGCGAUGUCUGGAUGGUUGGGGGGGAGGAAACUGCUGGUUUACCAUUAUGGGCUGGUGGGAGGAGACGACAAGAAGGAACCGCUGAAGAGCAAGAACUGCGGCGACAGCGCAGGGAAGCCAUGGUUUUCAGUGAGAGUGGACGACCUUUGGGGAGAGAUGACAUUAUCCACCCUGUUCGGAAUAGGGAGGAUGAGGAACUGGAUGCUGAGCUGGAACAGCUGGCAGAUGAGGUUGAUCGGGAACUCCGUGAAGAACAGUUAGAAGCCGAAAGACAGGCACGGCCAAGGCGCUCAUGGUCUAUGUGGCCGUUUUCUUGA